Molecule: messenger RNA, 648 nt
Organism: Colletotrichum gloeosporioides
Lineage: Eukaryota; Fungi; Ascomycota; Sordariomycetes; Glomerellales; Glomerellaceae
Exons: 1
Coding region: 1-648 (215 amino acids)
Source: RefSeq, a predicted model, not a curated record
AUGAACCCAGGUUUCUACACGGCAGAUAUGCGUCUCGACAAUCUCUUCGCCAUCUCCCUUCUGACGUCUGCCACGGCGGCAGUCACAUUGCCCAGGCGCGAUGCGACCUUCGAGUCCAGCACCCCGGUGACCAAAGAAAUCACCCUCCCAGACGGCCGCACCCGAACUGCCACGUUCUUCGCCGAAUUUACGCCAGAAAACAGUGCUGACGCUCCGGCUCCGAUUUCUCUGCAUCCCAGUGCGAAGCGUGGCUGGACGCCCAGUUCCCCCUUCUACGAUCUAUGUGGUGGCAGCACGUUCACCAACAACUGGAACUCCAACGCCCCCCUAGUGGAUGAUUGCCAGUUCUUGCAGCAGUACUUCUCGAGCACUGGCGGCUAUUUUCGCGUCGAGAAUUCCGACCUCGAUGUCAACGGUCUCUCGUGGUCGCGCUUGGUCUCCAUCAACACUUGCGGCUUUUCGGUGCGGGCAAACCCACGCCCAGCGACGGCAGGCUACGUCGGCAACACCGACGUCUCCGACCUGGUUCGAGAUUCCAUUUCAGGUUUCUCUCAGAACAGCCAAGUCUCAGUGGGUGGGAACACGGGAUGUCAGGAUGCUGAUGGCGGCCAGUGGCAUCCGGACUGGCUCAUUCAACGGUUCACUUAG